AUGUCGGACGCUACAGAUCAGACCAUGGGUCCCUCUACCCUCCCAACUUCGCCAGUCUUGGCCGAUAAGAGUACACGCGCCCCGAAGCCUGCUUCGUUGGUCUGGGGUCAAACGCAGGAACAAGACCCAGAGACAGGUUUCAUAUCACCUGUGAGCUCCUCUGAGGCUCUGCGAACACCAAAUGAGUCAAGAUACUCGCGACACCCCUCGUCGCCGGAUAGUUCAACACACCUGCCGCCCCGGAUACACUCCCCCGCUUCUCAGAUCUUCGAACGGGACGUCCAGGAAGAUAUGAUCCCGGCUCAGGCAUCGCCCGCCAUACCAGCACAUAUUCGCACGGAAAACUACAUCCCACCCGUUCUCGAGGCAUCCUCGGCUGCAAUCACAGAUGACCGCCUGGAUCCUGAUUCCGUGGAGAUUGUCACCCAUAGCCUUCACCACCCUGCAGGUGCCACCACCUCCGCCGAGCAAUCAAUGUCAUCUUCUAUCGAUGCGCAUUUGCUAAGUCAGACGGAUACCGAUGAUAUGUCAUCGAGUUACGGUGCAUUGGACACAACAGACGUGCGCCGAUUGAGUUUCAUCUCAUUUGCGGACGUUGUCAACGCCGAGCACGCAGAAACAAGUGAAGCCCAUCUCGGUUCCCGUGAGCGUCUGGGGGACUUCACUCAUCCCUCGUCUCCUUUGCGGUCUCCCACUUCCUCGCAUGCGCUCAGCACCUCGCCUCCGACGAGCAUCGCACCGUCAUUCAAAGGACCUGAGUUGUCUCCUGAUCGACAUCUUGCUGCCGGUUCUGUUCAAAGUCCUGUAUCUUCUAGUUUUGGCGGUGACCUCAACGUAGAAACCAUGCGACAGGCCCUGCGGAAGACUGGCAGUGGAGACCUGGGCGGUAUGACAAGUCAACCCGUGAGCUCCAUUGGGGAUGACUUGCUUGACCGUACGAUUUAG
Messenger RNA from Penicillium brevicompactum, 945 nucleotides. RefSeq lists its product as uncharacterized. The record is from RefSeq and is a predicted model, not a curated record. Lineage: Eukaryota; Fungi; Ascomycota; Eurotiomycetes; Eurotiales; Aspergillaceae. Bases 1 to 945 code for a protein of 314 amino acids. The transcript has a single exon.